This is a messenger RNA of Spea bombifrons (plains spadefoot toad), 843 nucleotides long. Its product is annotated as hepatic lectin-like. NCBI's taxonomy places the organism in Eukaryota, Metazoa, Chordata, Amphibia, Anura, Pelobatidae. The transcript is spliced from 7 exons. Bases 10 to 687 code for a protein of 225 amino acids. The record is from RefSeq and is a predicted model, not a curated record.
GCAUGGACAAUGGACCCAGACAGCAGCUUUACCCACAAGAGGUUUGAUACUAGCAUAACAUUACCAGACAGAGGAUGGAAUUAUUACAGAAAAAAACCCAUGUUUCUCACAUAUGGACUAAUGGCUCUUUCAUACAUAUUGAUCCUGGCUCUUUUCAUAAUUGUUCUAUCUAAGUCGUCAAGUGGUGGGCCUAAGGUGAAUACAAAUAUCCAGGCUGAAAUCAGUGCCUUAAAGAAAAAUAUCUCAGAUCUUACAUCAAAAUGUAACACAUUGGAACAGACUUCCGCAAAGGCAUCCUGUGAGAAGAACUGGAUACAAUUUGAAGGCAGCUGUUACUAUAUCCAUUCAAGAAAAUCUAACUGGAUGAACGCAAGAUCUGUGUGCAAAACAAAGGGAAGUGAUCUGGUUGUAAUAACCAGUGAAGAGGAACAGCAUUUCCUGAUGAUAAAUACAAAUGGCAAAGACCAACGUUUUUGGAUCGGGCUGCAUGACAUGGAUGAUGAAGGCACGUGGACAUGGGUGGAUGGAACCGACUAUGAAAAGUCAUACAAGUUCUGGAAGAAAGGGGAACCAAAUGAUUAUGAUUCGAACGAAGACUGUGCUCACUUAUGGAGAAAUGGAGAGUGGAAUGAUGUGCACUGUACCUAUAACGAUUGUUAUGCAAUUUGUGAAAAGAAACUUGGCUGAUAAUUUGGUUUACCAUCAACCAGCUCAUUUUAUACAUAUCACAUCGAAAACAAAUAUACGUCUAAAGGUUGCAAUAUUUUGAGGUGUAUCAAUUCCUAUGUUAUUAUAAGUAUAUAAGUGAUUGGUUUCAUGAAUAAACUGCAGAUGAGAAAUGUG